AAAUAGAAUGGAUUAUUAAGUUGCUAUCACAAACCCUUUUGUUAGUUGCAACUUGCAGAUCAGUGGCACAUAUCAAAUUGAGUUACUUCAAGCUCUCUUCCUCUAUAAUUUGGUUGAAAUUAGAGAACCCCUUUUUACAAUGAGCGGCCAAAACCUUGACACUAGAGACCAUAGAUUGGUGAUAUGCAUAGGUGAUAUCCAUGGAUUUUACUCAAAGCUCCAAAACUUAUGGUCAAAUCUGCAAUCCCAAACAAACCCAUCUGAAUUUAACAAUGCUAUUAUCAUUUUUCUGGGAGAUUAUUGUGAUAGAGGUCCAGAUACCAAAAGGGUAAUUGAUUUCUUGAUUUCUCUCCCUUCAAAAUACCCAAAUCAAAAGCAUGUUUUCCUUGCUGGGAACCAUGAUUUUGCCUUUGCAGCAUUCGUCGGAGUUCUUCCUCCCCCUUCGGAUGGGUCUGAAUUCAAAGAUGGAUGGAAAGAGUAUGCGCAGAGUGAGGAAAGAGAAGGGUGGUAUAAUGGUGAUGGGUAUCAAAAUAUGCAUUUACAAGGUAGAAGAUGGGCCGGUUCAAUCAAGGUUAAGUUUAAUACUUCUAAAGGAACUGAUUAUCAGGGUUCUAUUUAUGAUGCUGCUCCUACUUUUGAGUCUUAUGAAGUUUCUCAUGGGUCUAGUGAUUUGAUGAAAGCAGUUCCAGAUGAUCACAAGAAGUUUCUUGCCGAUUUGGUUUGGGUCCACGAAGAGGACAAUGUUUAUGUAGCGACAGAAGAGGGGCUAAAGAAGUGUAGGCUAAUAGCGGUGCAUGGUGGACUUCAACAGGAAAAACCUGUCGACGAACAAUUGAAGCUUCUCAAAUCUAGGGGCACUGCAAUACCGAAGGUUGAACAUCUAAGUGGAAGAAAAACAAUAUGGGAUAUGCCAAAGGAGCUAAAACAAAGUCCAACGGUCGUGGUAAGUGGUCACCACGGUAAGCUUCAUAUUGAUGGGUUGAGGCUGAUAAUUGACGAAGGUGGUGGUUAUAAGCAUAAGCCAGUGGCUGCUAUCAUCCUGCCGUCCAUGAAAAUUGUCCGUGACACUGAUUCUGUAUGAGCAUGAUUCCUUGGUUUGAUCUGAGAAGCACGUAAUGGACCGCUGAUCACUGAGAUAAGUCACUCUAAUUUGGUGUUUUAGUAAACCAUACAGCAUACUGAAGCUAGUUUUUGUAUAGUUUCCUUCUUCUCGACAAGCUUCAGUUUUUGAUGCCUGAAUUCGAAUAGGCCUGUUUUAGAUACCUAUGUUUUUGAUCUGAUAGCUAAUUCGUAGCGCUAUUGAUGGCUUGUCCUGAAGAGAAUCAGGUGUGUUUUAGAACACACAACUUUGUUAUUUUAUUUAGAUUAUCUUAAUAUAUAAUUAGUGCGAUCAUAAAACCAAUUAUUUAGAAAGAAACUCACUAAAAUUGUAUAAAGCUGCAUCGUCCUGCUAAUUCUUCACCAAUGAGAGUGCUCUAACAUGUUUAAUACUUUUUCCACAUUCCUACGCGCACAAGUGAGUAGAAUAGCUUACUACGACAUCAUGUCAACAAAUUGGAUUCGUUUUCAUUCCCUUUCCUGUCAGUCUUUCCUCCUCUAAAUAUAUCUCUAAUAUACAUUUACGUCGUAUUUUAUUUGGAUUCGACACGCAAAAAAUUGACUUGUAUGUGUUCUCCCUAACUAUUUUUACUUGUCUUUAAAAAAAACUAUUUUUACUUGUCUUGAGCAUGUCAAGGAGCCAUUUUUUAUAAAAAACUAUUUUUUGUUCGAUUGUCAAUAUUAAAUUGAAACUAUUAAUGUAAAGCUUGGGUAUUUUUGAUUGGAAAAUCUUUUGGUAAGUUUAAUAGUUAUGCUUUAUUUAUUUCAAUUAUCUUUUUCUUUUAGAAAUUCAUUCUAAUAUAUUAUUAUUUGAAGAUUUGAUAUUAAAUAUUAAUGUAAAAUUAUAAACAAAUUAAAUCACGGAAUCUUAGCAGCGAUCCAUCCCAUUGUAAAAACCAUCAAAAUCAAUAAGCAUUCUAAAAUGCUAAACAGCAGCAAUGUCUCCCACUUAAUCCUUGUAGUGAUCUUAUGCAACAACCCACAAAAUGUCGAAUUUCCUUAUUGACACAGAACAAUUGACGUUAAUGUUGGGCAGAUUCCACAAUAUAAUGGAAUAUUCUUUGAAGAAGUAGUAGACACGAAUUAUAUCAAUAGGUACUUCAACAUUGGUAUCACUAUCACCUGGUUCGUUGGUAUGGACCACUGGCAAGCUGUUUGCUCACAAGUCCUCAUAUGAUUCUGAUUCUCCAUCAGCAACAGUGACGGAAUCACAAAAAGUGCUUAUUCCUGGUGGUGAAAUUGAAGAUUCUCUGUCGGAUGAAGGCUUGAGUUCUGAUUCAAAACUGA
This is a messenger RNA of Amaranthus tricolor (Joseph's coat), 2385 nucleotides long. Its product is annotated as tyrosine-protein phosphatase RLPH2-like. The record is from RefSeq and is a predicted model, not a curated record. Lineage: Eukaryota; Viridiplantae; Streptophyta; Magnoliopsida; Caryophyllales; Amaranthaceae. The coding region runs from base 140 to 1081 and encodes 313 amino acids. Gene Ontology annotation, molecular function: hydrolase activity. The transcript is spliced from 5 exons.